Molecule: messenger RNA, 2156 nt
Organism: Esox lucius (northern pike)
Lineage: Eukaryota; Metazoa; Chordata; Actinopteri; Esociformes; Esocidae
Gene: evx2
Product: even-skipped homeobox 2
Exons: 3
Coding region: 390-1643 (417 amino acids)
Biological process (GO): regulation of transcription by RNA polymerase II
Cellular component (GO): nucleus
Molecular function (GO): RNA polymerase II cis-regulatory region sequence-specific DNA binding; DNA-binding transcription factor activity, RNA polymerase II-specific
Source: RefSeq, a predicted model, not a curated record
CACGCUCCACUCCUCACUUCUCUUCCUCUCCACUUGGAUAUAUAUUCGUCUGACCGCAGGCCGCCUCCAUCAUCAGCUGACAGCCCUCACGUAUUUAUUUGCUUAUAAACCUGUUACAAUAAAUGAUCAUUCGAGCAGCGUCAGACGCACCUUACCGACGAGUGGCAACCACUUUUUGAUGAAUGACAUUUGGGCUAGAGAGGAUGCACGGGUCAUUUUGAAGAGUCAUUCGUUGCUCGUACUGGCAUUCUUCUAUUUUUUUGCGCCUUGCUCAUAAAAAGGUGUUAUAUUAUUUAGAGACAGUUGCUGAGUUGAAUGCGGAUUAGCUCCACCACAACUCAUCGGAGAACUAGCCCUGGACAUUUUUUUUUCUUUUUCUACAAGACUUAAUGAUGGAGAGGAUAAGAAAAGAGAUGAUUCUGAUGGAGAGAGGUCUGCACAGUCCGGUGUCUGGAAAAAGGCUGUCGAACCUGUCAGACUCCGCUGGAAAUUCAGUGCUGGAGGCCCUCGAAAAUUCUCAGCACAGUGGUCGACUUAGCCCGAGAAUAACUUCCGCCUCGCUUCAUGGAAGUCUCGGGGAUAUUCCUACCAAAGGCAAGUUCGAAAUCGACACUCUUUUCGGUACACACCACAACGGCGAGAAUACCUCCUCAGCGGAGAUUUCAUCAUCAGAAAGCAGAAAGAAAAUUCACUUAUACCCAGAAGUUUCUCAAGACUCCGACAUGAACAGUGACGUGGAGGUGGGAUGCCCAUCGCAUCGCUCCCCGAGCCAACACAAGGAAAACAACAACAAAGGGUUUUCCGACAAUAAUUCUGGAAGCAACACAAGUUCAUCCUCCCUUUCCAAUAACGGCAAUGGAAUGGGCUCAAACAUGUCAAAUGCUGAUCAGGUGAGAAGGUACCGGACUGCUUUUACCAGAGAACAAAUUGGAAGACUGGAGAAAGAGUUUUACAGGGAAAAUUAUGUUUCAAGACCAAGAAGGUGUGAACUGGCCGCAUCACUAAAUCUACCUGAAACAACAAUAAAGGUAUGGUUCCAGAACAGGCGUAUGAAGGAUAAGAGGCAACGUUUGGCUAUGUCUUGGCCCCAUCCAGCAGAUCCAAGCUUUUACACCUACAUGAUGACGCACGCCGCAGCCACCGGAAGUUUACCAUACCCUUUCCAUUCCCACAUGCCUCUGCACUAUUACCCGCAUGUUGGUGUCACAGCAGCUGCCGCUGCCGCAGCUGCGUCCGGUGCUGCAUCGUCACCUUUCGCUACCUCCAUUCGCCCUCUCGAUACUUUCCGUGCACUGUCCCAUCCUUAUUCACGACCGGAGCUUCUCUGUGGCUUCCGGCAUCCAGGACUGUAUCAGUCACCCGCAGGACUCAAUAGCUCUGCGGCAGCAUCAGCAGCAGCAGCAGCAGCAGCAUGUGCAGCCGCGGUCAGUGCGCCAUCCGCCACUGGGCCAUGCUCGUGUCUCAGUUGUCACAGCAGCCAGGCCGCCAGCGCGCUGGGAUCCCGAAGUACCAACUCUGACUUCACCUGCACGGCAUCCGGGCAAAGGUCCGAGAGUGGAUUUUUGCCGUAUUCUGCCGCUGUCCUGAGCAAAACCUCGGUUCCAUCACCAGAUCAAAGAGAGGAAUCUUCAUUAAACAGAUAACUCAUCACUGGAACUUCUUAAACAAGCUCAGUUGCUCGUGUUUUUUGCUCUACCGUUAGUUUACACAUGCAUCUAUGACUCCAAUAUUUGGGGGACAAUUAAUGGUCAUUCCAAAACAAUUAUCAUAAUUAGCAAACACUUCAAUAUUUGUUUUUAAAAUAAACAAAGAUUUGUUACGCAGUUGGCUAUAUUCGAAAAAAGCCAAAAAGGUUGCAUUCAACAAAUAAUAUAUAAACCAACAAAAGUGUAUUCAUUGGUUAAGCGCUAAAUUUACAAUAAAGAAAUUACGUUGUUAGUGCGGCGGUGAUCAAGUUGAGGUUUUUUUUAUUCACAACUGGAUCCUUGUGCCUUAAAACCUAGAAAUAACAAUAUCAUCCGUGUUAGUUCCAUAUUACAUCGUUAUUAAUUAGGCCUAAAGGUCGUUAGUGCAUCGACUUUGACUAAGUAAAUGUUUACUGAUUGUCAUUAAUUACAACAAUUGUUAAUUUCCUCUUCUAUUCCCGAAUCGUUGAA